AUUGGGUCUCACAGAUGUUUGCAAAAGUUUGGGGAUUCUUUUGUAGUGGAGGAGGGGAGACUCCAUCAGAAAGAGAUAUAAAAUCUCGACUUGGGCACUUCACGCAAACUUCUGGGGGUUGUUUCUUUUCUCCAUCCCUAUUUUUGGGUCCUCAGUAGAUCUGAAAUUUUGAUUCUUUUCACCCAAUUUCAAGCACUUGAUUCACUCCAAUCUGUCAAUCUCUUGCUCCCAUUCUUUGGAAACUAGAAAGAAAAAAAAAGUAGGAUUAUUACAGAGAUAAUAUAUGAAAGGAGAGAGCUUUUGAUUGUGGAAUGUGAGCCUAAUGGGGUCACGUAAGCGAGCAAACUCUGCUUCUUCAUCCUCUCAGCGUAGUGCCGGCACUGCGAUCUCAGGGAUCCGCAAGACACAUCAGGAGGAACUAGAUAACUUGACACUAACUACACAACCCUUCAGAACAUUGAAGUUUUUCAUUUUGUAUGUACUUCAAUAUGUUAAGAGUUCAAUAUCGUACUUGUUGGCUAGAGGUGGCUGGCUCAUGCUGUUGAGUGCUGUGGUAUUGUCUCUUGGAAUUCUUCUAGUGACCAUUGAUGGCUCCCAUGACAAACAUGUUGAGGAGCUUUUCAAAUAUUUCCAAUUUGGGUUAUGGUGGGUGGCCCUUGGAGUUGCAUCUUCAAUUGGUCUUGGAUCUGGUUUGCACACUUUUGUCCUAUAUCUGGGUCCUCAUAUUGCGUUCUUUACUAUAAAAGCUAUGCAGUGUGGCCGAGUUGAUUUAAAAAGUGCUCCUUAUGAUACAAUACAGCUAAACAGUGGUCCUUCGUGGCUUGACAAAAACUGCUCUGAGUUUGGAGCCCCAUUGUUUUCUUCAUCACAUGGUGUGCGGGUUCCACUAAGCAGCAUAUUACCACAGGUCCAGUUAGAAGCUGUUUUAUGGGGUAUUGGGACUGCAAUUGGUGAACUUCCUCCAUAUUUCAUCUCAAGAGCAGCAAGCUUAGCUGGUAACAAGAUGGAUGCAAUGGAAGAAUUGGAUACCUCCUCAGAUGAAGUACAAGGGUUCAUGGCUACUCGCCUAUACCAAAUCAAACGCUGGCUUCUAUCACACUCACAGCAAUUGAAUUUCUUUACGAUCUUAGUGCUUGCUUCGGUGCCAAAUCCUCUUUUUGACCUAGCAGGCAUUAUGUGUGGACAAUUUGGGGUUCCAUUUUGGAAAUUUUUUCUGGCAACAGUGAUUGGAAAGGCUAUUAUUAAAACUCACCUGCAGACAGUUAUCAUCAUCUCAGUUUGCAACAAUCAACUUCUAAACUGGAUAGAGAAUGAAUUGAUUUGGGUAUUCAGCUUCAUACCUGGUUUUGCUGCUGUCCUGCCCAACCUCGUUGCUAAAAUCGAUGCAGCAAAAGAAAAGUAUUUGACAGCUUCAUACUCCCCAUCUCCAAAUAUCAAGGUGAAAACGUGGGAUUUCUCAUUUGCAUCAAUCUGGAACACUUUGGUAUGGCUUAUGCUAUUGAACUUCUUUGUCAAGAUUGUUACUUCAACAGCCCAGAGUUAUCGGAAGAAAGAGCAGGAAAUGGAGCUUGCUUUGUUGACAAGUUAGUCAUAGAACAUCACAUUCACAUGAUGUUUGCCGAUGCCCCUUUGAAUGGCAAUGCUGCUCUGGUUUUCUUUUGUACUUUUCUCUUCCGCCAUUUUUACAAGCAGUAACACAAUUCCUAGAGACAGCUUUUUAAGAGGCACGAUUGGUAUCUCCCCCAAAAUACUCCAGGCAUCAAAGUCCUUGUUAGAAGCUUGUAUAGGAUCAUAAUUACAAUGGAGAACUGUAGAAGUUGCAGGUUUAUUAUGUCUAGUUUUGGGGGGAGCAUUAUUUUAGGGUGGUUUCUGUUUUUCACCCAUUGUCAACAAAUGUUGAAAUCCAGAAAUUUGAAACUUAACUAUUCUUUGCAAUGUGAGUGCAAAACAAAGCAAGACAAUGUUUGCAUCUUGGAGAUUCAUCAAUACAGUUCAGUCUUAAUGCUUUCUCUCUGA
Molecule: messenger RNA, 2016 nt
Organism: Rosa rugosa (rugosa rose)
Lineage: Eukaryota; Viridiplantae; Streptophyta; Magnoliopsida; Rosales; Rosaceae
Product: vacuole membrane protein KMS1
Exons: 8
Coding region: 323-1588 (421 amino acids)
Cellular component (GO): membrane; endomembrane system; endoplasmic reticulum
Source: RefSeq, a predicted model, not a curated record